CCUGAGCCAAAGUCAGACACCUAACAGACUGAGCCACCCAGGGGCCCCUGUAUUGUUGUUUUCUAAUGGAACAAUAAAUCCUGAAGACAUUUCCCUAUGAGCACACAGAGAGAAGCCUGAAUGUGCCCCUUUGGCCUGCUCUGGGACCAGGGAAUUAGUCUUUCUGAAGACAGCACCGUAUUGUAGGAUGUGGAUUUACCAUGAUUUACUUUGCCAUCCAGCUCAAUUAGAUGAAGGCUUAUUAAAUGCCUCAUCCUGAGCGCUUCAAUUUAAAUCUGUUCAAUUCAAUCCAAUCCCACGCAAACCUACUCAACAAGCAUCUACUGAGCACCUUCUUUGUGCAACCACUCUGCUAUGAUCAUAUUUUGGUUUGAUCUUGAUUGACUACCUCUACUCUUCAGGUCCCGUAGCAAAAAUAUUUCUUGGAAAUCUACUAUGAAAUAUAGCACAACAAGAGACUGAUAAGAAGACCAUAGUAAAAAGGGAUUGAUGUUUGAGAUGGAUAAAAUAUUCCUCUUUUCCUACGCCGACCUUCUUAUUUUAAUAGGCUCUAAUGUCCUUACUUCAUUGGGCUUCUUAGGAUUUGGAAUUUGUCCCAGAUAGAGAGGUGCAAUGCAACCUAUAAAUAAGUGCCAGAGGAGCCGAAAGCAGAAAGAACGUGAUUCUGUCUGAUUCCCAAGGAGAAAAACACAAUCCUAGGAGCAGCCAGGAGCAAUCCAAGUGUUUUCUCUUGUAGUUAUUCGGCUUGGGUUGUGCUUGUUUGCCCAGUAGGCUUCCCACUUACUUGUUCUGUUUCAUGUGCAUGCAGGCGCUUCCUGGUCUGCAGAAUAAGUAAAUAGUCACUGGCUGUAACAUAGUAUCUCAUUCAGUUCUUGCAGCUGAUGUUCGGAAGCCGGUGAACUGUUGCUUUCCUGCUUUUGAGUUAGACUGGGUCUUACAUAAUGAGAGUUCUGAGUUAUCAUCCCUUUGAUAAACAAUUUAACUUCUUGGCUCAGGGUGAGAAUGCAGUACCGAGGAGAUGGGGAUCUCCCGCACCGUGGAUGAGGCUGCAUACUGUAUCCUGCUUCUGCCUUGCAAUGCCACACGGGAUAAUCUGUCUCUCCUCCAGGCUAAACGUCCUUAGUUACUUCUGCUCCACAAAGGGAAGUCUCCAUAUGCCCCAAUCUCUCCCCUUUUGGAUGCAAUAUUUCUUUUAAUUCUCGUCCCAGAAACAGGUGUAAAACUCCGGGUGUUCUGCAGACAACAGGGGUAUUGUUUCCCUUGAUCUGGACACUAUGCAAUUUAUAUUGCUAUGAGGUUUUUGAUUAAAUGGGCCACCCCAUAGCCUAAAUAAGACUUGUUAUUAACUAAAAUUCCUAGAUCUUUUCCCCACAGGAAACCUUUCCUGUCAGGUCUCUCCUGGUAUAUCUGUGAGCAAUAUAGUAGCUAUUUUAUCCUUUUAAGCUUUCAUUUGCUUGAGUUGGUCCAUCUGAGUAAAACUUUUUGAACCUUAAUUCUGUAACCUGUGGCAUCAGUGUCCCUCCUAGACGUGUGUCAUCUGCUUAUUUGAUAGGUCUGUCUUCUAAAUCUUCAUCCAUGUCACCAGGGAGAAUAUAACUGGAGGCUGUGGUGUACCAUUAGAGACAACCAGCAGGUUGGUGCUAUCAUUAAUCAUGCAACUUGGGGCCUGGGUGGUAUCUCUUUAGUUAUGAUUGUACCCAAAAGCAUUAUCCUGUUAACUAACUGAUCCAUGAGAUAUUCUUGGGAAAUUUUGUCAAAUACCUGUGGCAACCGACACAGGCCACGGUUAUAGCAUUCCUCCGAUUUCCAACCUAAUUUCUACCCCCUUUCACAAGUACAUCUAGCUAGGUGAAGCCUUAAACUUCAAGGGGAUUUGCUCUUAGAAAGCCAAUGGUCCAAUGUUAGUGAUUACCACUUUCUUUUUUAAGAGCUUACUAAUUUCCACAUCCAGAAUCCAACCUGUUUUGAAAUGUGGGAUGCACUACACCCCUCCGCUCUUUUAGUCCUGCUCUCCCAUCUAUGGUUCUUGAAAAUUUCCAACCACAGACCCUCUUUGUAAACUCCUGCAGCACCCAAGGGGCUGUUUUGUCUGAGCGGGAAGAGAUUUGAGCUCAUUGGAGUGAUCAGCAGUUUAUCAAUAUCCCUGCCUCCCCUCUCUGUGCUGUGUUCCACUGCUUCCAGUUUGAGAUCCUUUGCUUUUCUGUCCUAAACCGAUAGAAACAAAGUUUCUGGCAUGUCACUGCCACUUGAGUACUCCCCAGUCUAUUUUGAGCAGUAGGCUAAUUCUGUCCUUGUUCUGCCUGCUCUGAAAAAUAAAAAUUAACCCAACAAACGACACAUCCCUGUAUCCUUUAGUGCUUUUUGUGACUGUCAGCCCCUUCUGUGUUUUGACUUCUGCUGAGACUUUUCUUCCUGCCUUCUUUCUGCCAGUAUGAAAGGCUCGUCCUAGAUUAGGCAUGCUGCCGGCUGCAAGCGUUUUUCUGUUUGCAUCGUGUCCUGAUGCCCCUUUGUUAUCUCCAGGGCCUGACACAAAUGCGUUGCACCUUGUAAGCGUUCAAUAAAUAUUCAUAUAGAUGCGGAUUUUUCAAAAGGUAAACUGUGAACGCUAAUUAAGAAUUGAUUUAACUGUUGUUAUAUGGCCUCAGGAGACCUUUGAGAAGGGGAGAGGAUUUGGAAAGUUAUCCAGGAAGCCCCUGUUUGCUGACUGCUAAGCCACUGGAGAGGAGCAAGACAAAAGAGUGGUUGGGUUCUCUUUUUCCUUUUUUGACCUUUCCUUUAGCAACCAAGAAGUGGAAGACCACAAUUGCAUUGUUAUAAUGCACUCUUCCCUCCCUUUCCUUUUAUGAGUCAAUCAAAUCAUAUUUGCUGAGGAUUCACUGUGUGCAAGGCCACAAGAGGUCCCAGAAGCUUUCGCCCAGCCCAGAUAUGGUGGUAAUAACCUCACUGACUUGUCUCGGGCUGUGUGCAAGGCUUCUAGUCUGCGGGAGUCAGCUUUUAAAAGGCAGUAUCUCUGGGCCAGAAAGAAAAGCCUUGUGAGAGGACACUCCUUGGGGCUCAGCAUCCUGUUAAUAACCAGGUGCCUGCGGAGACAGGCUGGACUGCGCAUUAGCUGUGUGACCUCUGACAAGACACGGAGCUUUUCUGAGUGAUCACCAGCGUAGAUUUGACAGGACUCUUCGUCUGUAUAAUGGGGGUACCUAGCGACACUCGCCUUAAAAACUUGCAGUGAGAAUUCAACAAAGUAACAUAUGCAUGCAUGUCUGCUUUAUUAGUUCAUUUAUUCAUUCAUCUGCUAUCGGUCGCUUUGUUGGUCCUUCAGCAGGGCCUUGUGCCCAACUGUGUCUACCAGAGACUGCACUGGAGGGAGCCAAGGGGAUGCAAGUGUGAGGGAAACAGCUGACGAGGGGCUGUGUCCCAAGGCUGGGGUGCUCUGCGGGGAGAAGGGCUUGCUCAGGGAAGACCUGAGAGAUAAACUUGGCUGUUUUGCCACAGGCUGGCAGGCCUGGCCCACAGCGAUCUGUCUUUGUGGUCACUGCCUACCACCUUGUCUGGACGGUGUGGGGUGACCGCUUCACCUGCUUGAGUGACCUGCGAGUGUCACCGGGCUCAGAGCCAUCCUGGGAGACUGAGACUGAGAAGCUGUGUGCUAACAGCACAGGCGUGGAGGAUUCAGCCGUACCACAUGCCAGUGGGACCCCCCCACCCCCGGAAGGGGUCACAGGUGUGUGCACAGGCCUGCGUCUGUGGGGGAGGGGACAGUUUGUAAAUGAGGAAAGGCUGGAAGUCAAGGACACCUGGCCACCUGUAUGCUCUGCUUUCCUUCCCUCCUCCUGAGAGUGUCUGGGAACGGGAUCUUCCUGGGCUCAUCUCCAUAUCCCCUGUGGUCUCUGCACAGAGCCUGGCACACAGUAGGUGCCCAGAAAAUAUUUGCCAGAUGAUGCAAGGGAUGAGACAGGUGGGAAGAGUCCAUUUCUGGCCAGCGUUUCCCUUCUGAGGACCCAAGAAGUUGCUUUUUGACCCUGGUCUUGUAGUUCCAGGAAGCCCAUGGGGCCACCAGUCUGUAUAAGUGUAGCCUUUGGGGGACCCUGGUCAGAGAAGCAGUGACCUGCUUACCAUGCCCGGGAUGGGAUGAUGCUGUGACCACACUUAACAGGACAAUUGAGAAGCCUUUGUGAUCCUGGGUGGUCAGAAGCAAAUUAGGAGACUGCAUUUUGUUUUCCUCCCUUUAAGUUAGAGAAACACCAGCUGGGGAAAGUUCCCUUGUUCCAGCCCUCCCUUUUCUUCACAGACGUGCUGAUAGUUUGCACUCCUAAUAUUUGAAGACCCUGGGGUUUUUCUUUGUGAAAUAAGUGGGGAGAGUGAAUCAGCCUGUGACGACUACAUGUGCAGGUGGUGUGGUGAUCCACCCCACCUCUCCGCCUCAUGGCUUUCUAGAGAGCUGUAGAACCUCCCAAUGCCUGAGUGUCAGCAGCGGCCUCGCACCGGGAAGCGGGUAUAAUCUAGAUGGGAGACAGCGUUCUACGAUGCCCUGCGGGAAGAGCACCUCUUCUGCCUGUGAGCGAUUUGUCACUUCCUUCUGUAAGACUGGCACCAGCAGACAUGCAGUCUCAGAGGAUCCCGGGGAGGAAGCGAGGCCGACCCCCACUGCACUCAACACCUAUGAAGAUGGCAGUGCAUAACCUUUAUUCUACUUCAGCUGGUUCUUUGCCAGCAGCGAAGAUCCCAAAGAAAAGAGGGCGGAAGCCUGGGUACAAGCUCAAGUCUCGGGUUCUUAUGACUCCUUUAGCCCUCUCGCCUCCGCGGAGCACACCGGAGCCCGACCUCAGCUCCAUCCCUCAGGAUGCAGCCACCAUACCCAGCUUGGCCGCCCCACAGGCUCUCACAGUCUGCCUCUACAUCAACAAGCAAGCCAACGCAGGGCCAUACCUGGAGAGGAGGAAGGUGCAGCAGCUCCCUGAGCACUUCGGGCCCGAGAGGCCGUCGGCAGUCUUGCAGCAGGCCGUGCAAGCGUGCAUUGACUGUGCCCACCAGCAGAAGCUUGUCUUCUCCCUGGUCAAACAAGGCUAUGGUGGUGAGAUGGUAUCAGUGUCGGCAUCCUUCGAUGGGAAACAGCACCUGCGGAGCCUGCCUGUGGUGAACAGCAUCGGGUACGUCCUCCGUUUCCUCGCCAAGCUGUGCCGAAGCCUUCUGUGUGAUGACCUCUUCAGCCACCAGCCCUUCCCCAGGGGCUCCAGUGGCUCUGAGGAAACCCAGGAGAAGAAGGAAGGCAGGAUGGAGUCAGCAAAAACAGUCACCACUGAGGAGUGCCUGGCGAACCCUGUGGGCAUGAACCGCUACAGCAUGGACCCCUCCGCCUCCACCUUUAGCCACAGGGGCUCCUUGCCCACCUCUUCCUCGCUGUACUGCAAGAGACAGAACUCUGGAGAUGGCCACCUUGGGGGAGUCUUGGCCACCACUGCCAGUGGUCCCCGCUCCAGCCCCAUGUCCUCUGGAGGCCCCUUGACACCUGGGCUGAGGCCCCCAGGCUCCAGCCCCAAGAGAAACGGGACCCCUCUUGAAGGAAACAGAUGUGCCUCAAGCCCUUCCCCAGACGGACAGGAUGCCAGGCGGCCCCGGAGCAGGAACCCCUCCACCUGGACUGUGGAGGAUGUGGUCUGGUUCGUGAAAGACGCUGACCCGCAGGCUCUGGGGCCUCACGUGGAACUCUUCAGAAAGCACGAGAUUGAUGGCAAUGCUCUCUUGUUGCUGAAGAGUGAUAUGAUCAUGAAAUACUUGGGUCUGAAGCUGGGCCCCGCGCUGAAACUGUGCUACCAUAUUGAUAAACUGAAGCAAGCCAAAUUCUGAAGGUUUUUAAAAGAUAGAAGCAAUGUCCAGACAACAGAUCUCAAGAUCAUCUUCUGCCUUACCAACAUCCAGCCACCAUCAUAAAAUGGAUUCUCUUCUUAAAAUUAACAGCCACAAAGACUUGGCCUUUAAAAAAAAAAUGUGCAUCUCUGCCUUUAAAAACAAAAAAUUCAACAUGACCCUUUUGAAAGGCUCCUCUGUGUUAAUGAUUUGCCAAAAAUUAUGGAAAAGCCUGUUAUUUUAACGUUCCUGAUAGGCUGGUUGCUCUUAGAGUGGGUCCUAUUCUUAUGAUGAGAGAGCAGGGAACUGAAUGCUAUUGCCCAAGAAGAACCCUGAAGCGUUCUCACAAAGAUGUGAGAAGAAAGACCUCUGUCUCCACCACAGCACCACCUGUCUUUAACUCUGCCCUGGGGACCUAUCAUUGUGAGCCUUGCUUAAUUCAGCUCUGGAAGCUGUCUUAUGAGGGAAAAAAUGCCUCACUUUGCACUAUCUGGAAAACUUGAAUUCUUUUGCCCUCUGACAGAGAAGAAAAAAGUCUUUUCUAUUCCUAGUUAUUUGAAAUACUGUGUUGUCCCACUAGAGGGCAGACUGUUAAUGAAGUUUCAGGACCCUCACUGCAGUAGCCUGCUGAUCCGGUACUCCGUGGAUGGGUUAGGGUCUCUGUGAACAAGAUCUAGCCUACACAGACACGGGGAAUUUCUUCCACAGUCAGCACCACAGAUUGCAACUUGGGAAGAAACCGUCUCUUAGAGCAUUCUAGUUCAUACCCAGUCAUUAUUGAUGGACUGAGAUGCACAAGCAGCAAAGGCAAAAAUCUGGAAGUAUGUUCUUCCCAGAUGGGGCUUUGGAGUCCCUUCCUUUUCAGAGUCCUUACUGAGGUGUUGAUGUGUUGGCACGCCGAAGAGUCUUAGUGACAUUUAGCCAUGGGUGUUUCUUUAAAAAAGAAGAAGAAAAAUGUCUCAGAUAAGCUUUGAAAUGGAAGAGUGCUGAUUUCUAGUUACAUUGCUGGAUUACGUAGUUGUAUCGCUAGCUAAUUUUUCUAGUUCUCAACAAAUACACAGACAUGCUAUUAUUGGGUUUAAUUCAAUUUACAAAUAGGUUUUCUCCUUCCUCACCGUGAAGUAAUAGAAAAAAAAUUGAUUUUUUACCCCUUUGCAGCUGUGUCCAAGGAAGGACGAUGAAACCACAAUUGAAUAGGCAGGAAGGUGACCUCAUCUCCAUUCCUUUUAUCCUUCUCCUUUCUUUCUGUCCCUCUUUCUUUUAUUCUUCCUUCCUCACUGAACAGGAAGCGUAUCUUCAAACUGAAUUCACCUUCGCCAUGGGCAUAUCCUCUUAAAACAUCUAUAGCGUUGGAGGUGAGGAGGUGAAUGCUAGACUUUGCAAUCUCUGGGAGGGAGAGGAUCAAGGAAAACUCAGGGCCUCCCAUGGCCAAAAUGCAAGUUAGGGAAAGCAUACCUUCCUCUGGGAUGCAGCCGGCAGAGCAGAGCAGGGGUCUCACCUGAUGGCUGGAGCAGGGUGGGAUUUCAGCCCCUCAUCCUUCAACCAGGUGCCCUGGUGCAGGACAGGGGCUGUACGACCUUGAGGGCAGCCAGGGUAGAUCUGAAUGCUGAUCUUCUCUUCGAUCAGGUAGAACUUAGAUGAAGGUCCUAAGGAAGAUUCCAUGCCAUGCCGUUAGACCCAUUUUGAUGAGCGAUAAUCGAGAAAGCACAUCAUAGCAAAAUCCUUUCUUAGACACACACCUGGUGGCUGGACUGAAAGCAUGGCAGAGAAGGGGAGGAGGAGACCGUCCUAAACCUGGCCCCUGAAUUGAGCUGGAGUCAUCGGGUUGUGGGAGAGCUUCAUGUCUGCUGCUUUCAGCACCUGACAAAGCUACCCCUGUGUCAUCAGGCCUUGGGACGGAGUCUUCCAACAUCUUAGAUAAAAUGACUCUGUCCCUCAGAGUUUAAGUUAAGUGCUCAUGGCUGGUCUGGAGCUAGAUAAGUUCCCUCAAAAGCCAACGUGAAAAUGGUGAGGCCCAGAAAACCCCACCACAACUCACCCACCCUUUCUGCAUCCUCGGGUUUCCACUCAGAUUCCUCUCCAGACCUGUCGCGCCUCUUCUGCCGACACAUACCUUGUUGAGAGACUUUCGAAGCUUCCUACCCACCCUCACCAGUGCCUCCCUCACUACAAAAGCAGGAGCAUUGGUGCCCCCAAAUUAAAAUCAUCCCCAAACAAUGUCAAAGAGAUACUGUGAGUAGUUUUCGGGGGAGAGAGAUUUUCUCCUCUCAAGUCGAGGAGAAAACUGGAUCCAUGUUCACGUGUAACUGCUCUCACGGAGGUGCGAUCUCGUUUUGCAUUAAACUUUAAGCAGGACAGAUUGCUGAAGCCAUGAUAUUUAAGGUUUGACUUUUUAAAAAUCUCAUUACUCUUAAAAUGAAUGCUGCCAUAUCAGAAAAUAACCCAGGGAGGAAAUUCCUCCUUGCCUGUUUUUGCACUGAAAUGCAAUUAGCCAACCAAAUUAUUGUAGCAAUACUGCAAUUAUAAUUAAUUUUCACCCCUUUCAAAAAUCUUGUCAGACCAGGCAGCUAAAUAGCUCAGCAAAUGUAAAACAUGCCAGGCCAUUUCCUCUAAAUGGACCUUAAAGAGUCAGGCCAUGUGUGUCAUUCUCGUCCAAACGCGAGCUUAUUUUGGGAACCUCACACUUGUUAUUCCAUGGCAGUAGCUUUGCUUCAGGUUGCGGUGAAUAAUGAUAUAGUUUUGCAUAAUUCCAAAUUAGAGUGAGUGUGUGUGUGCAUGUCCAGACAUUUCCAAUCACCUGUGUCAUUUUUUUUUUUAAUCUAAAGACAAUUCUAUUGCCUAAAUCAUUUUAAGUAUUUUAUAAGUGUAUGAUUCCCUUUGUGAAGACUUCAGGUAAAAAGAUGUAGGGUGUGUGUGUGUGUGUGUGUGUGUGUUAGUUCUAACAGUAGUUGGAAGAGCCUAGAAGAGGCUGAGAGCGGAUCAGUUCUACAGUUGCUUGGUCUAGAAUGCCUCCCAGCUGCAACUUGGAGCAGAACCCACUCUAGGCUGUUAUGACCAGCUAUCCCCUCUGCUGCCAGCAGGGUGCGCCCUGGAGGCAGUUGGGGGACAGUUCUGGGGUUCUGGGCCUGCAUCCCUCAGGCUGGCUGGAUGGGUCAAGCCAGUCCAGGGCCCCUGUGACUGAGGCAGAGACCUAGCCAGGCAGCCCGUGGGGCAGGGAACAGACGUCUUGGGCUCCUUGUUUAGUGCCCACCAGAGCGUUCACCGGGCUCCCAUCAUUUCUCUUCAGCGGGGCUGCCGAGGUUUUUUCCUUUCAUCAGGAAAAAGGAAUGAAGAACUCCUCAGGAGAACCAAAUGGAAGGAAUCCUGAGCGAAGGUUGGUUUACUUCAGGAGGAAACCAGUGAGAGAGGGAAGAUACAACUAUAAAUUUCAUAGGAAAACAAUAAAAGAGCACCUCUUCUAACAGCCUCAACCCUUGAAGCAGCAAUAACCUAUUUUUGUAUUUAUGUGCUGUAUGGAAUAUUUUUUUUUAAUUAAAAUCAUUUUUUUAAUUAUUUUUUGAGAUUGCUUUAGGAGAAUUUUGUCGUAACUCUGAAGAUAAUUGGAAACUCCCAGCAGUGACCAAGGACUUGAAUUUAGUCAUUGGCAGAAAGUCGGGAAAGAUGGAAAUAUUCUCCUUGAUGUCUCCAUAGUCAGGUUUUCAUACAUGUGAGCAGGAGGCGUUCUGAUCUCUCUCUGUCUGGGAAGGUGACAGCCGAAUCCUCUCCCUGGUAAAGUUCCUGUCCUUAACCGUGCCCUGCAUGAAAAAGCCAGAAACCAAAGGCACAAAUAGGUCAUCUCCCUGUCUCGGUAAGAGAAAAAUAGGGCUGACCGCAUUGCCUUUUCCCUAACUGGAUGGUCUUCCUCCCUCCUAAAGAUUGAAAAGGGUGUGUGUAUGCACAUUCAUGCGUGUAUUUAUGAUUGGGUUUGGGAAUUUGAGAUAAAGGUCAUCCAGUGAAAGUUUAUGCAUCAACUGCUUGUGCCAAGGCCGGUGUGCAAGGAAGAUCUGGUACAUGUAUUGCAGACACUCCAACUACUCGAAAAUUCAUUGUGCUUUCACUUUUUGUGGACAUAAUGGAAUUCUGGAACAUUACUUCAAUUCCAGGCUUUAUUUAGAAGUGCUUGGAGAGUGUGGAGCUUUGAGCCUAGGAAAUGGUGUCAUUUUAGGGGCUAGCUUUUUUUUUAUUAUUAUUAUUCCAAUGGAUCUAAUUUUGCAGACCAGAAAUCAAUGAAUAAAACCUGUUGUAAUGGGGAACAGCAUUUCCAUUGGAGAGGAAGAGCAGUAAACUCUGUCACCUGGGGAAAGAGCCUCUCCUUAAUUUUUGUUCUUUGUAAGCAUGAUGCAAUCAGUGUUUCCUAAUAUCGGGACAAUCCUCUCGCUUCGAAGUGUUUCUAUGUAAUUGUGUCACAUAAUGAUAAAUUGUAAUAGGCAAUUUGGUUCUGUAAUUCAGUUUGCCAAGCAUGCAAACAUACGAUAACUAGGUUAAAUGCAAAUAAGCAUUACACUAAGGUACAAAAAACAGGGGAGAAAAAAGAUGCUGUGUCCGUAACUUAGGAAGAACAUGAAUUUUAUUCCUCGUGUGCCUCAAAAUGUAGUUUGUUAAAGUUAUUUAUCCUCUCAUUUAAUUUCAUCACAUACUGUUUAUACUAUAAUUAUCUGUGUAUGAACAUACAUGUAUUCCUACUGCAUACAUUGACAGAUCUCUCAUGUGCAAUAAGUAGGCUCCAAACAAGCAUGUUGUCGGAGUGAGUUGAUGUGCUCAUUUUUUACGGUAAUAGACGAUUAUAUAUAAGACACCAUAUCAAAAUGUGCUUUUAAUUUUUCAAAGCCUUUUUGUUAUUGUACAUAAGCUUUUUUCCUUUGGGCCAAUGUUUUCAUUAUUUAGAGAUCUAUUUUUAAUAUAUUCCUUUGAAUAGUGACUGGUAGGUACACUAGAGUCAGAUAUGUAGUUUCAUUAAAUAAACACUACUGGCCUUAAUGAUUUUAAUAUUUUGGGGUGCUUUUUUCAUUUUUGAUGCAGUAUUCUUUUUUUCUAGUACAGUGUAUUGUGGGCCUGGGAGUGAUUCAAUGAAAUUUCUAAAUCUUAAGAUUCCAAGACAAUGCAGUAUUUUCUGUUCAUGCUGUAAAAAGUAUUUCUGUAUUUUAAUAAAGAAUGGAAUUUAUGUGAGACCGUA
Messenger RNA from Felis catus (domestic cat), 11056 nucleotides. It is a transcript of the gene SCML4, whose product is annotated as Scm polycomb group protein like 4. Gene Ontology annotation, molecular function: protein binding. NCBI's taxonomy places the organism in Eukaryota, Metazoa, Chordata, Mammalia, Carnivora, Felidae. The coding region runs from base 4504 to 5844 and encodes 446 amino acids. The transcript is spliced from 9 exons. The record is from RefSeq and is a predicted model, not a curated record.